CUUCCCAGCCUGUCAACUCGGAAUUGUCUUUCUGAUUGAAUGAACUCAGCAGAGCUACACCAGCCCACUGCACCCUGCCUCAUCCCACGGAGCUCCAAGAGCAUCAUCACCUCCCUCCGCUGGCAGAGCCCAGCAAGGCUGAGGAAGGCUGAAAAGUUUCCAGUUCCUCGGUGGCUAACCAAGAAGGAGCUCCUCCUCUGCUGCUAUGAAAGGAAGCCUCUAAGCCCUGCCACUGCCCCAUCAGCUGCUGGCCUCUAGAAGAUCUGCAAAGCAUGAAGGCUGUGGCUCUCUUCCUUUGCCUUUUAGGACCAGCUUUUGCUAUCCCAACCCAUCCCUUCAACUACAAGCUGGGAACUCAUGGACAGAAGACUCCAGAAAAGAGGGAGGACCUUCACCCUGAAGCCUCAAGAGAAGGGAAUGCAGACAAGGGUGCCCUGCUGCCCCACCAGCAGGCUCUAAACCUAGAGGUGCCAGGGCCAGAUGCUGAGCCCCAGACCACUAGAAAAGAAGGAAGGUUUAGCAGCCAGCACCAAGUGAAAAACAGCCUGAAAAGCACCAACCUCCUUGCACCACACAACAAACCAGGCAGGGCUGCUGACAGCCAGGAGGGUGACUCUGGGAGCAGCAGCAGGGAGCAGCCCAGCCCUGAGCAUGAGGAGCACAGCAACACUGCCAGCAGGCAUGCUCUGGGCAAGGCAGGACCCCCCCUGGGUGCUCUCAGCCUUCAGCAUGAGCUUCAGCUCUGGAAACACAACCCAAAUGCAAUAGGCCUGGCUGAAGAAAGCAGUGAGAGUGAUGAAGGAGGAGAAGGAGUGGAAGAAGAGGAUGAGGAAGUCAAUUACAGAGAUGUGAAGCAUGAAGGCCUCCAGCCCAGUCUGAGUGACCAAUACAAAAGGCAGCAGAAGGAAAACGCUCUGCAAGCUGCUGCCACCCUGAGAGGUGCCAACAGCCCAAUCCUGAGAGCCAACAGAGAGAGGGAGGAAUUCCACCUAGAGGAUGAAGAGGAGAGGGAGAAGGUCCAGAAGGAAGCCUCUGAAGAGGAAAUUCCCCUCUCUCAAAGGGCACACAGCAAAGAGCAAGGUGAGACCCAGCAAAGCCAGGAGCCAGGCAAGCUGCAGGUGGACUACCAGAGUGAUGACAGCACAGCUGGGGGAAGGCAAGGCAAGGAGGGCAGGGGUGGUGGUGCUGACCGUGGCCAUGAGCAUGGUGAGGAAGGUCUCAGCAACACCUGGCAAGAAGCAGCCUAUGAGGAAGAGGAGGCAAUCCAGAGGAACGACCAGGAGCAGCGAGGGGCAGGAGCCACAGAGGAGGGCACUGCAGCCCAGAGAGAGACUGAGGAUUCCCAAGGGGGCAAGAGGAAAGGCUCUGCUCACUCUGAGCAGGAGGAUGGCAAGCCUGAGCCACUGCCCUCUGACAGCCAGAAACAAGAGGACCCGAGGAGCUCUGCUCAGAGCCUGAAUUCCAUGGAAAGUGAGGAUCAGGUGAAGAGUCCAGGCAGCUCCCACAGUGAGAUGGAAAGGGCAAGCACCAGGAGCCAGCUGGCCCUGCUGGAUCCCUGUAGGAACUUCCACUGCAGAAAGGGGAAAGUCUGCCAGGUGGACAAGCAAGGGAGAGCCAACUGCACCUGCCAAGAUCCUGCUGCUUGCCCUUCCACCAAAGACUACGAGCAUGUCUGUGGUACCGAUAACAAGACCUACCACGGGACGUGUCAGCUCUUUGGCACCAAAUGCCAACUGGAAGGGACAAAACUGGGCCACCAGCUGCACCUAGACUAUAUGGGCUCCUGCAAAUACAUUCCCCAGUGCACGGAUUAUGAAGUGGCUCAGUUCCCGCUGCGGAUGCGAGAUUGGCUCAAGAACAUCCUGAUGCAGUACUACGAGAGGGACCUGGGCACUGCUGCACUGCUGACUGAGAAGCAAAGGAGCAAGGUCAGAAAGAUCUACCAGGACGAGCAGCGCCUGGCAGCUGGCGAGCACGCAGUGGAGCUGCUCCUGCACGACUUCCAGCAGAACUACCACAUGUAUGUGUACCCUGUGCACUGGCAGUUCCACCAGCUCGACCAGCACCCUGCUGACAGGCUGCUGACACACUCAGAGCUGGCACCCCUGAGGGCCUCCCUUGUUCCCAUGGAGCACUGCAUAACUCGCUUCUUCCAGGAGUGUGAUGGGGACCAGGACAAGCUCAUUGCUCUGAAGGAGUGGUGCCACUGCUUUGGCAUUAAGGAAGAAGACAUAAAUGAAAGCCUCCUGUUCUGAGCCCUGGCCCCCAGCAAUCCCAGGGCUGAAGUUCAGGAACCCUCUUUGCUUCUCCAAGUCACAGCUUCACAGUUUGCAAGACUAAGGUGGCCUAAAGGUGGCUGCACAGCAGGCAACUCGAGUGUAGGGAAGGUCUAUGCUUGCUGACAGCUCAAAAAUGUACCUGCCUCAAGUAGGUGGCUGCUCAGCCCCCUCUGCUUGCCCCCACCUCUGCCCACGAUGUCUCUGAACCAACAACCAGGACUGCCCUGCUGGCUGAGCUGUUCACAGAACCCUCUCAGUAGAGCUGUAGGAGUGGAUUUUGCCACAUGCUGAAGACAAUUGCCUCGACCUAGGGCUUGUUUCCUUGCCUUGCUGCAGUGUCAGUGUGUAACAGCCUGCUUAGGAGCCUCACAUCAAAUAAAAACCUACC
Messenger RNA from Pogoniulus pusillus (Red-fronted tinkerbird), 2667 nucleotides. RefSeq names its product SPARC like 1 (gene SPARCL1). The record is from RefSeq and is a predicted model, not a curated record. The coding region runs from base 273 to 2255 and encodes 660 amino acids. Gene Ontology annotation, biological process: anatomical structure development. Lineage: Eukaryota; Metazoa; Chordata; Aves; Piciformes; Lybiidae. Gene Ontology annotation, molecular function: calcium ion binding; extracellular matrix binding; protein binding. The transcript is spliced from 11 exons.